GGAGAGAGGGAGAGAGAGAGAGAGAUGGGAGGAGAGCUUUCCUCGCAGGCAGGCGGCCGGGGAAGAGGGGCCGGGAAAGCAGGCUCGGAGGAGGCUCACUUCCCCACACUUAACCAGGGCAAUAACCGUCCCUCAGUCUAAAACAAACAAAAAAGGAACUUCUGCUGCGCGCAGGGCUUGCGUGGCACGGAGGAAGCCACCGCGAGGGAUAAAGAGCGGGGAGGAGAGCGAGGACAGAAGUUCCCGCCUUCGACACAACAUGGAUAGGGGGCAGCUGUUCGCUUGCGGGUUGCAGGACCGCCUGGCGCCCAGCCGCUGAAAAGCUUUCGGCAGGCGCCAACGCCACGCCGCGGGAGAUGGCCGGCGGGCCGCGAAGGACGAAGCCGCGGCUGGGCGGUGGCCCCGCUCGCCUGGCGUGGUCCGCGCUGCUUCUGACGUGGGCUGUGGGGAGGGCCGCCUGCCAGGGGACCCUCACCUUCCCUCAGGCCGUUAGCAACCUGGCGGUCAGCCAGGGGCGUCUGCUGGUGGCCGCCGGCAAUUGCUGGUACCAAGCGGAGCCCUCGCUGGCCCGGCAGGCAGAGGUGGGCGGUUGCCAGCCGCAGGAGUCCUCGGUCAACAAGCUGCUGCUGCCCUUCGGCCGCUCCCGCCUGCUUACCUGUUGGAACCAGCCGGAAGGCAGCUGCUACGAGGAGGACCUCGGCGGCGGCGGCGCCCACGCCAACGGGACCGCCCGGGCGCCCCAGAAGGACUUCGGCAAAGAGCUGGUGAGUUACACGUCUCGGGGCGCCGCCGCCGGCGCGAUGUACUCCUUCGAGUCAGACUGGUACCUGAUCGUGGCCACGACGCACAUGCUGAACGAUUCCCGUUACAACACCAAGCUGGCCAUGAGCACCGCCAUGACGGCCGUCUCCAUCAAAGGAGAAGGUCCGAAGCCCGUGGGAGAAGCGCAGCAGCUGCACUUGGCCGUGGAAAACGUGUUGUACUUCGUGGACGCCUUUCUGUGGGGCGAGCACUUCUUUUUCCCUUACUAUCACUACAACCGGAGCCUGGAGCCCAAGAUGCUCAUCGUCCCUCAAGACGUGGACCACAAUCAUGUCAGAGGCCACAGCCAGAGAGUCUUGCGAUGUGGCGACGCGACCCAAAUCCUCUCCUCCGCCUUCCUGGAGGAGCGCGCUUUCUGGAUCGGGAUCUUUGGCUCGGCUAAGAGGGGAGCGGGCCCAACCUCUACAGCCCUUUGCAUCUUCGAUCUGACACAGUUCCUGAGUAAAGCCCGAGGCUGCAAAAAGGAGAGUGUGUCGGAAUUCCUGCCUCAGUCAAACUCUGCUUGUGUCACAGUAGCACAGCCAUUGAACAACUCAGUUUCCAUGCAUCAUUCUAAUCUAGUGUCAGUUUAUGCCACAAUAGUUUUGAACAAAAUUGUUUUGUUUUUGGGGACAGAAAAUGGGCAAUUACUGAAGGUUGUUCUUGAUGACGAAAUGAAGCCAAAAUGCCCUGAUAUUUUAUAUGAAAUUGAGGAAGAAACAACAGUUUUUCACAAACUUGAACUUGAUCCUGUGGAUAAAGAUUACAUCUAUCUACCAUCCAAUAAUAAGAUUAGAAGAAUACCGGUUGCAAAUUGUACCAAAUAUAUGUCCUGUAAAGAGUGUUUAUCCGCAAUGGACCCACACUGUGGAUGGUGCUAUUUAAAGAAAAGCUGCACCUUAAAAGGAGAAUGUUUGCUUUCAAAUAAUUCAGGGAACUGGACAAGCAUUUCAAAUGCAAGCAAUAAAUGCCUGCAGAUCUACAUUUCUGAACUUCACAGAGGUGAGAUUUCAGUGACUGCAGUUGGAAAUUCUUUUGAUCUUUCUAAAGGGCGUUACAUGUGCACUAUGAUAAAUGAAAAGACAAAGAAAAAUCUUUGUAAGAAUGAGUAUCCAGGCACCAAGAACUGUUCUUGCCAGCUAAAGAGGUCAGAUCUAAUAGAUAAAGUUCAGAUAUCACUUUCUUCUGAUUCCUGGCUUUUAUCAGAAAUAUUUGAAUUCAAUGAAUGCUUAUUACAGAAAACAUGUUCAGAAUGUGAUCGUGCUGGUUGCACAUGGAAUGCCAGAAAUAACAAAUGUAUUGUCUCUAUGAUGACUUGUAAAAAAAGGGUUGAAUGUGACAAGACAGUCAAUGCAUCAGAUUGGAAAGUUACUUCAAAGACACCCAAGCCCAUGAAAAUUUCUUCUGUUAAACCAGCGUGGAUAUCAACAUUAGGGAAAAGUGAAGUUUUAAUAGAAGGAGAAAACUUUACAGGAUCAAACAUUGUGAUGGAAAUAACUGGAACUAGCAGCUGUGAACCAGAUGAGAUAUCAGUCACGGAGGUGCUAAAUCGGACACAUAUGAAAUUCUGUUUACCGCCAAGUCUCAAAGAAACCAAGAGUAUAUGCAUAAAGGAAAAGGGAUUUAAAUGUUCACAUCCUAUGCUACUACGUUAUGUCUCUCUCCCAGUGUGUUAUGAAAUAGUUCCAAAUAUUUCAUGGGCAAGUGGAGGUCGCAACAUAACUAUACAUGGAAAGUAUUUGAAUAUCACAGAUUCAAUUAUUAUUUUUGAUGAAUUGAAACACAGUUUGACACAAUUUACAUGUCACAGCAGUAGUUCUGAAUGCAAUUUUACAACACCAGCUAUUAAACCUGAAAAAGGGAGUAGAGUUGCUAACAUUGUGCUAAAUAUUGAGAAUAGACAUAUACAUUGCAAUGAUCUGCAAUAUCAUCCGGAUCCUGCAUUUGAUUUCUACGAGUUGACAACUGAUUUAGAGCAUGACUUGGAGUUAAAAAUAAAUAAAAGAAAGGAUAAAUUAAAUAUUGUUGGAAAUGAGAUAGAAAUUUUUCUAUCUCAUGAAGUUAGUAUGAAACGGAUAAAUACAACUUUCACUGUCCAAAAUAUUACAAACACUACAACCUACAACGUUAUACGUGGCAGAGCCAAACGGGAAGAGAGUUUUGCUAGCAAAAUUGAUAAAUCUAGUGUGAAAGUUUAUGUUAAGGUGGGAAACUUUGAGCUUGAAGUUCUGCAAAAACCACGCAACUAUUCAUUUCUAUACGUUCUUUUGCUAAUCCCUGUAGUAAUCGUAGUUGCAGUUCUUGUUACCCAAAGAAAAUCCAGACAGUUAAAUCGAAAACUAAGUGAACAACUAGAGCUAUUGGAAUGUGACAUUCGUAGAGAAAUACGUGAAGGAUUUGUAGAACUGCAGAUGGAAAAACUGGAUGUGGUCAAUAGUUUUGGAACAGUUCCCUUCCUUGACUACAAACACUUCGUUCUUAGGACUUUCUUUCCAGAGCCUGGAGGCAAUUCAUUUGUUUUUAUCCAAGACUCCAGUGAACCACUUACAAUACAAAGCUCAAAUCCAGGUCACAAGGAUGAAAGCGUGGCAGCAUUGUCUGCAUUAAUUUGUAAUAAGAACUUUCUUGUUACCCUGAUUCACACUCUUGAAAAGCAGAAAACUUUCUCUGUGAAAGAUAGAUGUUUGUUUGCAUCUUUCCUGACCAUUGCACUACAAACAAACCUAGUCUACUUAACCAGCAUUCUGGAAGUUUUGACAAGAGACUUGAUGGACCAGUCUAGCAAUAUUCAACCAAAACUGAUGUUAAGACGUACAGAAUCGGUAGUAGAAAAGUUGCUAACAAACUGGAUGUCUGUUUGCCUCUCUGGUUUUCUAAGGGAAAGAGUUGGGGAAUCAUUCUAUUCGCUUGUGACUACCCUCAAUCAAAAGAUGGUCAAGGGUCCUGUGGAUGUAAUAACUUCCAAGGCUCUAUAUACACUGAAUGAAGACUGGUUACUAUGGCAAGUAACUGAAUUUAGCACAGUGACAUUAAAUGUUGUCUUCGAAAAAAUCCAAGAAAAUGAGGGUGAAGGCACGAUGCAGAAUAUCCAAGUUAAUGUCCUAGAUUGUGACACCAUAGGGCAAGCCAAGGAGAAGAUUCUCCAAGCCUUUUUAAACAAGAAUGGCUCUCUUUAUGGUCUGCAGCUGAGUGAAGUGGGCCUUGCUCUUCAGUCAGGUCCACAAACAAAAGAACUUCUGGAUGUAGAUAGUUCUUCUGUAAUUCUAGAAGGUGGAAUUACCAAGCUGAACACCGUAGGCCAUUAUGAGAUUUUAGAUGGAGCAACUGUUAAAGUGUUUAAGAAAGAAACAACUACACCAGGUUGUUCAGAGGGGGAAUACUCUAGCAAUUAUUGUCAUCUGAUAUUACCAGAUUCUGAAUCAGCCAAAGAUACACAAGGAGCAAAACAUCAAGGAAAGCAAAAGUUUAAAGUGAAGGAAAUGUAUCUCACAAAACUCCUGUCUACAAAGGUUGCUGUUCACUCAGUUGUUGAAAAGCUCUUUCGGAACAUUUGGACUCUCCCUAACAAUAAAGCCCCAGUUGCUGUCAAAUAUUUUUUUGACUUUUUGGAUGCUCAGGCUGAAAAUAAAAAAAUUACAGAUCCUGACGUAGUCCACAUAUGGAAAACCAACAGUCUUCCUCUUCGAUUCUGGGUGAACAUAUUGAAGAACCCCCAGUUUGUCUUUGAUGUUAAAAAAACUCCACAUAUAGAUGGCUGUUUGUCAGUAAUAGCACAGGCAUUUAUGGAUGCCUUUUCUCUGUCUGAGCAACAACUGGGAAAGGAAUCCCCAACAAAUAAGCUUCUCUAUGCUAAAGAUAUUCCACUUUAUAAAGAGGAGGUUAAAGCUUUCUAUAAAGCAAUAAAGGAUUUGCCUCCAUUGUCCACUUCGGAAAUAGAAGAUUUUUUGACUCAGGAAUCAAAGAAACAUGAAAAUGAAUUUAAUGAAGCAGCAGCCUUGACUAAAAUUUACCAGUACAUAUCAAGAUAUUUUGAUGAAAUACUGAAUAAAUUGGUGAAAGAACGAGGGCUGGAAGAAGUCCGGAUGCAACUUCUGAAUAUAAAAGAUUUAAUUGAAGAAAAGAAAAAAUGCAAGUGGGUUUAAGUGUUCAGUGAUCCCUACCUCUGAUGGGAUGAAUUUUAACUGUGACUCUCACUGAACAGUAUUCAGAAUAUUGCCUCAGUUCAGUUUUACUCACACGUAACUCGUAACGCAAACAACUAGUGACCUCAAAUGGGAAUGCACAUUUCCAGAUGCAUCAAAAGAUACAUCCCAUCAGUUCAGUGGACCCUGGAUUAAGCAUUGGCAGAUUAUGCAGACAGAUGCACGUUGUCCUAAUGAAAGACCAUUGUCAUGUGCAGAUUUGCCUUCCAAGAAUGAAGGUACUGAGUGAUUUUGGCAUCAUUUUAACCACUUUUACCACUUAUGAAUUUAUGGUUCUUUUUAAAAAGGCCAGAACCACUAAAUGCAAUGAAGCAAUCUGCUUGCCUUUUAUUUUUGCAGCAGUGCUGUGUAUGUUAUGAUUUGCCAAAAUUUGCACAUACAUUUUACAGGCUCCUACUGCUUGUAUUCCACAUGCAGAGCCUUUAAGGUAGCCCUAAAGCUCACAGGAUGCAGUGCUAGAGGACCUGAGAUCACCUUUUAAAAAAAAAGAUCUUAGAUCUUUGGAGGGAGGAAAGGUGCUCCUGUUUGCUGCAUUAAUUUGUCUCCAGAUGUUUAUAACAAAAUUAAAAUAGAAACUGCACAUAAAUAAAUAGAAAAAAUCCUUACCUUAAAUUUUACAUACAUUGGCAAGUUUAUGACAUAAGUAUAAUAUAUGUACUAUACUAUCUCCUGCCAUACCACCACACGUCUUCUGUCAAUACAACACUGCAAGCUGGAAAGUCAUUCAGGAACCAAAUCUCGCAAGCUGGAACAGCCAUUAACACCAUAGCAUUUUUCUACAGAAAAAGUAGGUUUUGUCUGUUAUCAAGCUGAAAAACGUACCCAUUGAAACAUGUGAAAUGUAAGAUUGCUAGCAAAUCCAGAGUUGGCUAACCAAAGGAAGUUGUUAGUAUGGAUUUUAAAACUACUGCUGUUGGUCCCCAACCCCACACAUUUUUUGGGGGGGGUUAAUGUAAAAAUGUGUGUAAUUGUGGGAAUGUGUGUAUAGGACACUAUGCAGGAUCUUAAAAAUCCUAAUGAUCACAAGAGCUACUUAGCUGAUGUGUGUGGAUAAUCUUUAGGUGGCACUUUGAUAGUGUACAAUGUUUAAAACAUCCAUUCAUCUAAGCAAAGACCAUGAAAAUAGCAGUGCAGUUUGACUUACAACUUCCAGAUUUGGUAGACAUCUGAUCUGAGCAGUAGAGCUUUGAAAAUUGUGUGUAGUUUCUACACAGCAGGUACAGAAAAAGAAGAACUGUCAUUAAAACAACAUUUUGUUAGGCUAGUUCUUACAUAGAGAACUAGCCUAUGUUCUCUCCAAGGGGUGCAUUUAUUGGCCCAAAUGCUGUUUGUAAAUGUGUCAUGUAAUGUUGUGCUGUCAUAAAUAAUACUGGGUGCUCUAGCAGUGAGGACUGUGCAAGUCAAAUGCACAAAUGGUAGUGCCAUUCCUGUUCUGAUCAACUGCACAGUGUGCUAAGUGGAAGUGCUUUGUGAAUAAUAUUUCCACCUUGACAUGACUGCAGCCACUGUGGUUAUAAUGCUAGUUACACUUGCAUAUCUACCCAACAGGAUUUCAACCAUUUUUAAAGAAGCAAUAUACAUUCAUUCUACAAGAAAAGCACCGUGGCUAUCUUAAAAGCACAAAAAUUAUAAAUUUUAUAUAAAAUAGGCAAGUAUGUAUUUUUAAACCCAUAGAUCAUUUGACCAAAACUUUCCAAGAGGGUUCUUCGAGUUAACCAACUUUAGUUUAUAAAAAUAAUGUGGAUGUCACUGCAGCACUUGAAACUACUGCCUGUAGAAUCUUUGACAGGUUUGAAACUUAGUGUAUUCCUCUAUUUAAAAAAAGAAAAGGUAAAAUUAAAUGUUUGUGGCAGUCUGCAGACAAAGUCACAUCAUAGUAUCAGUAUUGUUACCACAUAAACCAUUAUGAACUUACAUAUGUUCAUAAUUUAAAAGUUCACCUGGCCGUGUACAUGCAAAAAUAAUUCCUAUUAUGUGAAACAUUUGUAUAAAACAUGUAAAAAUGUAGAUGGUUAUUUACAAGAAAUGUUUUCUAUGUUUACAAGAAAUAUACAGUAUUGAUGUUUA
Pogona vitticeps (central bearded dragon) is the source of this 7070-nucleotide messenger RNA. It is a transcript of the gene PLXNC1, whose product is annotated as plexin C1. Gene Ontology annotation, molecular function: protein binding; semaphorin receptor activity. Gene Ontology annotation, cellular component: semaphorin receptor complex; plasma membrane. NCBI's taxonomy places the organism in Eukaryota, Metazoa, Chordata, Lepidosauria, Squamata, Agamidae. The record is from RefSeq and is a predicted model, not a curated record. Gene Ontology annotation, biological process: negative regulation of cell adhesion; semaphorin-plexin signaling pathway; regulation of cell migration.